CCCCGCCGCCGCUCUCCCUCGCCCGGCCGGCUCGCACGCAGCGCACACCCGAAGCAGGCAGCGGUAUGGGUUGGAACAAUGCUUGGGCCCUGGAGAUUUCAGACUCAGAGUUAAAAUGUAUGCAUGCUGCUCUACAGUAACUUUGGAACAGGACUCCAACAAAAAAAUGCAUAUCUGGAUGCUGCAGACGAUAGCGGUUGCUUUAACAUCGCUAGUCCUGUCGUGGGCAGAAAGCAUCGAGUAUUAUGGGGAAAUCUGCGAUAAGGCGUGUCCUUGCGAGGAAAAGGACAGCAUCUUAACGGUGAGCUGUGAAAACAGAGGGAUCAUCAGCCUUUUCGAGAUCAGCCCACCAAGAUUCCCUGUCUAUCACCUCUUGUUAUCUGGGAACCUUUUGAAUAGACUCUACCCAAACCAGUUUGUUAAUUACACUGGGGCUUCGAUUUUGCAUCUAGGGAGCAAUGACAUACAAGACAUCGAAACGGGGGCCUUUCAUGGCCUGCGGGGCUUAAGGAGGCUGCACCUGAACAAUAACAAGCUGGAACUAUUAAGGGAUGACACUUUCCUUGGUCUGGAGAGUUUGGAGUAUCUACAAGUCGAUUAUAAUUACAUCAGCACUAUUGAACCCAAUGCUUUCAGCAAACUGCAUUUGCUGCAGGUGCUGAUCCUCAAUGAUAACCUCCUCUCCAGUUUGCCCAACAACCUUUUCCGUUUUGUGCCCUUAACUCACCUGGACUUGAGGGGUAACCGGCUGAAGCUGCUGCCCUACCUGGGCCUUUUGCAGCACAUGGAUAAAGUGGUGGAGCUGCAGUUGGAGGAGAACCCAUGGAAUUGCUCUUGCGAGUUGAUCGCUCUGAAAGAUUGGCUAGACAGUAUCUCCUACUCGGCUCUGGUGGGGGAUGUGGUUUGUGAAACCCCUUUCCGCUUGCACGGCCGAGACUUGGAUGAAGUCUCCAAGCAGGAGCUUUGCCCUAGGAGACUCAUCUCGGAUUAUGAAAUGCGACCGCAGACACCUUUGAGCACCACAGGAUAUUUCCACACUACCCCGGCCUCGGUCAACUCCGUGGCCACUUCUUCCUCGGCUGUUUACAAAUCCCCCUUGAAGCCCCCUAAAGGGACCCGUCAACCAAACAAGACCAGGGUGCGUCCCACCUCCCGCCUGCCCUCCAAAGACCUGGGAUACAGCAAUUACGGCCCCAGCAUAGCCUACCAGACCAAAUCCCCGGUGCCUUUGGAGUGUCCCACCGCCUGCACUUGCAACCUGCAGAUCUCCGACCUGGGCCUCAAUGUCAAUUGCCAGGAGAGGAAGAUCGAAAGUAUCUCCGAACUACAGCCCAAACCCUACAACCCCAAGAAGAUGUAUCUGACCGAGAACUACAUCGCCCUGGUCCGCAGGGUGGAUUUCCUCGACGCCACCGGGCUGGAUUUGUUGCACCUGGGCAACAACCGGAUCUCGGUCAUUCAGGACCGGGCCUUUGGGGAUCUAACUAAUUUGAGAAGACUCUAUCUGAACGGGAACCGGAUCGAGCGGCUGAGCCCGGAGCUGUUCUACGGGCUGCAGAGCCUGCAGUACCUCUUCCUGCAGUACAACAUCAUCCGGGACAUCGAGGCGGGAACCUUUGAGUCAGUCCCAAACCUCCAGCUCUUGUUUUUGAACAACAACCUGCUGAGAACUUUGCCCGCCAGCAUUUUUUCCGGCCUGACUCUCUACAGGCUGAGCCUGAGGAGCAACCACUUCUCCUACCUGCCUGUGAGCGGGGUGCUGGACCAGCUGAAAUCCCUGCUACAGAUCGACCUGCACGAGAACCCCUGGGAUUGCACUUGCGAUGUGGUGGGCAUGAAGCUGUGGCUGGAGCAGCUCAACACCGGGGUGCUGGUGGACCAGGUCAUCUGUGAGUCCCCCAAGAAGUUCGCCCAGAGCGACAUGCGGACCAUCAGGUCGGAGCUGCUGUGCCCGGACUACUCCGACAUCAUCGUCUCCACCCCUACCCCCUCCUCCAUCCAGCUGCCGGGCGGGACCACCCUUUUCUCCUCCACCGUGCGGCUCAACAGCACGGGCGUGGCGGGGGGCGCGGCGCCCUCGGGCGGCGGGGGCGGACCCCCCUCGUCGUCGGUGCCGCUAUCGGUGCUGAUCCUGAGCCUGCUGCUGGUGUUCAUCAUGUCGGUGUUCGUGGCGGCGGGGCUCUUCGUGCUGGUGAUGAAGCGCCGGAAGAAGGGCCAGGGCGACCCGGCCAGCGCCAACAACUCCGACGUGAGCUCCUUCAACAUGCAGUACAGCGUCUACGGCAGCGACCACCACCACCACCCGGCGCCGCAGCCGCCCCGCCACCCCCGCGGCGGCGGCCAGGCCCUGCCCAAAGUGAAGACCCCCGCUGGCCACGUGUACGAGUACAUCCCGCACCCGCUGGGCCACAUGUGCAAGAACCCCAUCUACCGCUCCCGGGAGGGCAACGCGGGCGAGGAUUACAAAGACCUGCACGAGCUCAAGGUCACCUACAGCAACCAUCACUUGCAGCAAGGGCCGCCGCCCCCGCCGCCCCCGCCGCCCCCGGGGGAGGACGAGCCCCUGCGGAGCCCCACUUACAGCGUCAGCACCAUCCAGCCCCGGGAUGAGCUGCUGUCCCCGGUGCAAGACGCCGAUCGCUUUUACCGGGGCAUUUUGGAGCCCGACAAACACUCCUCCUCCUCGCUGGGCACCCCCGGCAAUAAUAUCCCCGAUUACCCCAAGUUCCCCGCCGCCUACACCUACACCCCCAACUAUGACCUUAUGCGGCCCCAUCAGUACUUGCACCCCGGGGCGGGGGACAGCAGGCUCCGGGAGACGGUGCUCUACAGCCCCCCGAGUACUGUCUAUGUAGAGCCCAACAGGAACGAGUAUCUGGAGUUAAAAGCAAAACUAAACGCAGAGCCGGACUACCUCGAAGUGCUGGAAAAACAGACCACAUUCAGCCAGUUCUGAGAAAUCCCUCCCUCCCCCCAACAACCACAGCGACUCCUCCUCCUUCUCUAGAAUAUUUGUAUUUAACAACCACACACAAAAGAAAGAAACACAAAUGCUGAAUCCCCUCCCUCCCCCCUUUAACUCAUUUUGUUGUAGGGUGAAGUGCCUUGGCACAGGAUUUUCAGCUUCGGGGAAUGAUACUGAAAGGGUGUGCUGUUUCAUUUUUAUUUUUACAAGUCGGAAACAAUCUAUGGUGUAAACUGGGCACAACACUUGCUCUUGUGUGUUUGUGUGUUUGUGUUGGGGAGGGGGGAAAGAGGGUUUACUUAGGUUGGAUUGUGCAGGUUACAAGUACAAAAGUCAUAGUCACUUUCAUUUUGUUGGACAGGCAUUGCUUAAUUUUACUUAGUCUUUGGUUGAAGAGUGCAGCGCACGUUUUCCCCUUUUAGCUCUGGGUGAGUCUAAAUGGCUUUUAAGGAGAGAUUUGCACACCCGAUUUAUUACAAAGUUUCCUUUUUUAAAGGAUGUGUUUGUAUGCUUUCUGGACUUUUGAAUUAAAAAUAUAUAUAUAUUAUGAUCUUUAAAAAAGAUCAGCAGAGAUGUGGACAAAUCAUUAAAGAGGGCAGAGAUAUAUGAUCCAUAACUGGUUAGUGAAAAUAACUUAUUGAUGAACUAUAAAAUAUUUUAUUGUAGCACCUAUUUUUAUAUGUACAUUAGCAUUUCUCUUUCCUUCACUAUUUUAGGGCCCAGUCUUGCAAAUACUUACAUAUCCACGUAAUUCUAUUCAUGAAAGUAGUAUUAGCAUAGGCACCCAGCCUGCAAACACUUAGGCAAAUAAACAACUUUGCUCAGGUGUGUAGUCCCAUAGAUUUCAGUGAGUAAGUAAAGUUAGCCACAUGCCCAAAAGUUUGGAGGACUGGGGCCAUAGUCAGUACAACUGUUCUCAUAAGUAAAGUUACAUGGAUGUGUAAUUGUUUUUCAGGAUGGGGCCCAGAGUCUGUGAAUUGCUCAGAAGUGUUGCACUACAUGCAGAGCUUUAUUUCCAAAGCUGAAGUGGUAUCAGGAGGACAUUUUAAAUUACUAAAAUGAACAGUAAUUAUGACCAAAUCUUAAAAGACAAUCCAAGACAAGCAAUCUGGUCAGGAUAAAAUAAUAUUGUAUUAGGAGCCUCCUGCUAGGGCAACUAGUUGGACAUGUAGAAAUUGUUGAUUUUAGCAGGAAAAUUAUUUCUUUUCAUUACUCAACCAAAAUAUAAUGAUUUGACUACUGUUGUAGCCAAUUUCUGAUUGUUUAGUCAAAUGCAAUUGCACUUGUACAGAUCCAUGUGUAUACUGGCACUUUGAAAGACCAAAUGAUGGACUGUACACAUCUCUAAUAUAAUGUCUUUACCCCUUUGGGCAUCAGGCAAUUGAAAGGAUAUCCAUAAAUUCAGCAUCACUGUAAGGUGGGACAACUGGUGUCUCAUAUGUAUCCCAGCACAUGUAAUUUUUUAAAAAUAAUUUCUGAAUAAACACUUGAUAACUAUUUCAAAUGUAAUGACAUCAAGUAAUGAUUACAUGAAGUUCACAAUAUCUUGCCAAAAUCAAACUUUGCUAUGUGAUUCUGCCUUUACUCGCAAUGAAGUCUGA
Molecule: messenger RNA, 4566 nt
Organism: Gopherus flavomarginatus (Mexican gopher tortoise)
Lineage: Eukaryota; Metazoa; Chordata; Testudines; Testudinidae
Gene: SLITRK5
Product: SLIT and NTRK like family member 5
Exons: 2
Coding region: 116-2956 (946 amino acids)
Biological process (GO): regulation of presynapse assembly; axonogenesis; positive regulation of synapse assembly
Cellular component (GO): membrane
Molecular function (GO): protein binding
Source: RefSeq, a predicted model, not a curated record